Molecule: messenger RNA, 4832 nt
Organism: Centropristis striata (black sea bass)
Lineage: Eukaryota; Metazoa; Chordata; Actinopteri; Perciformes; Serranidae
Product: serine/arginine repetitive matrix protein 1
Exons: 9
Coding region: 28-3240 (1070 amino acids)
Molecular function (GO): protein binding
Source: RefSeq, a predicted model, not a curated record
GGCGGCGGAAGAUCAGCGAUCGCUGGCAUGAACAUGGCGGAGACCGUACGCUCACUCUUCGACUACCGGGAGACACACAGCCUGGACAGCGACGGAGACGGCAUCAAACCGGCGCCGCCACUGCGGGGGCGCGGCUGUGGAAGAAAAAGGAAAGGGACACCCGUGAAAGUCUUUGUUACACAGACUGAGGAAGAGAGCGUGCCUGAACACAGCUUCAGCCAAGGUGAUCGUAAAGAGGCAGCAGAGACUAAACGGCCCACGCUGGACGGGCCGUUCUACAACACAGAGCCUGCACCUCACAACUGUGGGCCGUCAGCGCAGGCUCAUGACAAAGUCUCCACUGCUUCCAAGAGCAGCUCCUGCUCAGCCUCUACACCAGCUCCAGCUCCUGCCGCGUCCUCGGCCCUAACCCCAACACCGCUCCCUGCUCCUGCCCCAGCCACGGCCACCUCAGCUCAGGCCCGAUCUCUCACCCCUGCGUCGACGGCUCCAGCUGCUCCGACAGCCUCCGCUCCAGCCCCAACAGCCAGCUCAUUCCCCCCCUCCCCUAACUGCCGCAUCCGAGAGGUCCACUGUGGCAGCCAGGUGCGGUUGGUCGUUAUCGCCAUCCGAGACAUCACCAAGGGGGAGGAGAUCACUGUGGACUACAGCCUGACAGAGUGGGGAGAGAACUUGGGUUUCCGUGGUACUGUGUCUCCUGCUCAACACGAGUGUAACUCUGACUCUGAGAACAACAACAGUAUCAAAAAGGAGGAUGAGCCUCUCUCUCUGGCAGCGCAGCAACAGCAGCAGCAGCGGCAACAACAACAACAGCAGCAGCAGGAAUACGUCACCCCCUCUUGGUCUCUCUCCCCCUCCUCCUCCCCCAUCUCCCACUCUGACGCCAGUGACUCAGACGCUGGAGAUGAAGACAACGGCAGCCCCCGUGGGCGCCCACCACGCCGGCGCAAGAAGCGGCGCGGCACUCCUUCAAAGAAAAAGACCCCCCACCGAACCCCACCCGGCCGGCCCGCGCUGGUCUCCCCCACCGACAUUCCCCAUCACACCCGUCCACUAUCUUCAUCCCACUCUCCAGCACAGUCCUCCCCUCCCUGCUCGUCCUCCUCCUCUACAGCUAAGCCUGUGUUCAAAGCUCCGGCUCCGCUGGGCUCCAACACCAAAAGCAACGUCAACAUAAAUGCCCCCAGAGGAAGCGUGUCUAUAGACUCCAUGCGCCAAACCUGUGAGCACUGUGGACGCCACUUCCGCUCCCUGGGUCGCCACUUGGAUAAACACCAUGCCCACCAACCAGAAGUGUGCUCUGCCCUGGUGGAGCGCUACACACAGAUGCCCCGUCUGCAUGCACAGAGCACACACACUACCACAGCUCACACACAUACUCCACAACUCUCAAAGUCACCGCAAGUGGCGGGACAGAGCCACAGUUCAGAUCUUCCACAGAUUGGCGUCCAGGACCUCUCCAUGCCUCCGCCCACUCUCACAGCAGCUAACCAGUCCCCUACCUCCUCUGGAAGAAACUCCACCCCACCCGUACUGACUCCUCCACGAGGACAGAAAGCAAUGCCAGUCUCUGUCUUAAAGAGAAGCCCGCCUCCUGUGGCUGUCUUGCAGUCCAGGAAGGGCGCAAUGAGGAGGCUAAAGACAGAAAGACACGAGGAGGAGGAGGGAGAGAACGAGGAGAACGAAGAUGAAGACGACGUGGAGGUCGUGGAGGUUAAGAGGCCCAAAGAGGAGGAGAAUGUUGAGGUGCUGUGUCCACAGUCCUUCAGCAGCAAGCUGGCCAAAGAGAUGCAGCCAAAAGAAGAGGAAGAUGAGGAGGAGGAGGAGGAAGAAGAGGAAGAGGAGGAGGAGAAUGGAGUGAUGGAGGUGGAAGAUGAAAGUGGGCCAGAGGAUAAGGAAAAGGACUUGCUGAGUGGUUCGGGCCGUCACCACAUGCUGCCCCUCCUCUCGUCUUUGUCCUCUCUGGUGCUGUACCUUCGUCGGCUGCAACACUCGGCCUUCUUGUCCCUGUCUCGGCAGCUACAAUCAGCAGAGGCCUGGCGCCUCCUCUGCCACUCCAGCCUGGCUCUCCUCAUCCUGUACAACCGACGACGGGAAUGUGAAGUCUCCAAGCUUUCCAUCGCUGAAUAUCGUGCUCGCAUCACUCCACAGUGCCCUGUUCCUGUCCCGCCUGGUGCCCCUCCAGCUCUCACUCCACUGGAGGCGUCCUUGUCUCCCUUUGAGCGACUGGUGCUCCCUCAUCUCCCUAGAGUUGGAGUCCAGGGUAAACGUGGACGAGUCCAGCCCCUCAUCCUCCCGCCUCACUGCGAGCCCUGCCUGGAGCUCCUCCUGCAGACGCGGCAUGAUGUGGGAGUCGACCCCACAAACCCCUAUGUCUUCGCCAGGCCCUACCACUCCCCUGCCACACCACUGCGAGGUACUGACCUCCUCCGCAGCCUGGCCCGAUCAAGUGGUACCCGAAAUCCCCGCGCCCUGACGCAGACCAGGGUUCGCCGGCAGGUAGCUAUACUGACCCAGCUGCUGCUGCUGGGAGAAGGAGAGGAACCUGGAGGCAGCGCUGUGGAGAGACUGGAGCACUUCCUAGAGAGGGAGUACCACGUGACGCAGAACUGUGCUGGAAUUGGCCAAGACCCAGGCCUGAUGGGAAGAGUGGGCCGAGUGGUGCUUUGUGGAGAGAGAGAUGGCGUGCUGUUCAGAGGAAUGAGUCUGAACCACAUCUGCCUGGAGCUGGACGUUAUGUCAGGAAACUCUGCAGACUCCUACUCAGAGGGAGAGUCUGAAGGGGAGCAGGUGAAGGAGAAGCCUGAGGCGCCCGCCCCCGCUCCUGCUCCGACCCCUACACCUACUCUGCUGUAUGUCAGGAAGGGCAAGAACAAUGGGCGGGUGGGACGACCCAAGAAGCUGAAGAACACCCAGCCAACCCCUACACCUCCUCCACCUCCACAACCUGUAAACCGCAGGAGAGGCUCAGGUCAGCCCAAAUCAGGAAAGCGAGGUGUCCUGAAGCGUCCCUGGUCAGAGGCGGAGCGCGCGGCAGUCGAGGAGCACUUGACCCAGAACAUCACAGAGCUGCGAGUCCCCGCAAAGGCUGACUGUGAGCGCUGCCUGCAGCAGUGCCCCCUGCUGGUCAGCAACCACCGCGACUGGCGAGCCAUCAAGUUCUACUGCCACAAUCGUAUUCAGCUGCUGAAGAAAAACCAGCGGCGUGAAAACGAGCCGAUGCCACUCACUGUCUGCUGAGGCGGGGGAGUGUUCGGGUGAGGGAGGGAGUGGAGGGGCUGCAGGUUCUGGUGUGGUGCAUCUGAUCAGAGCAGAUUCUCAAAUGGUCCCCCUGCUGCCCAGGAAAUGCACUAAAAUUUUGAGAGGAUGGUCCCAAAUUUCACUCUUCUGGUAGUGUGGUUUUGUUUUUGACACUGUUUCCAAUUUGACACCGGAUGGCUUCUUUUUAAUUCUGAGCCAAAUAAGAACAGAAAUCUGAAUUUAAGAUUUUGCUGCUCUACUUCAAGGUCUUAAAAAAAUGACACUAGAGUCUUUAUGGUGCUCCUGGUGUGAGGGUUACAGUGCGAGUCUGGUCAGAAGCAGAGCACGUGGACAGGUGCCGCUUUAGACACUUCAGAGGGACUUCCUGACACUGGCCUGUGUUGUGUUGUAUAUGGACAUUUUUUUCUCUCCUUCCCAUACACUAAACUCAAAUGUAAACAUGGGAGGCAGUUGAGCCCUACAGUGUUGUUAUAUAAACGUCGUGAAGUAGCAUUAGUGUUUUAUGCACUUGGAGACGUUAAUAGGACAAAUGGCCUGUGCUCAGGCCACACUUUUCUUAAUAGUGGCUAUAUAUUUAGAGUAGGCCAAACUAGCGCUAACCUAGAAGAAUAACUACAUCUUUCCUCAAGCGAGCUAGUUCUUCUUUUCAUACAGCUGACUGUGCAAUUCUAACAAUGGUUUCAUUAUAUUUAGACCAUCAUCCACAUGUAAGGUACUAGCUGAAGAAAGAGUUACUCUUUUGCAGUUUUUUAUUUAAUUUAAAGAGGAACUCAAGAUUACGAUGGAGAUGAAUUUUCAACAAACUCCAGAGUGUUUCAUGAGAGACGAUAACGAAUGUUGUGAAGUUACUUUCGGAUACCUAAGAUGAUUAAUUAAACCACAAACACAAAUACUGUUCAGAAACCUGAUGUGUUGGACUGUUCAAGAUGUUAAUAGUUACCAUUUCCCCUCUGUUCUCGUUUCCUAUUGUUUGUUCUUUUCUGCCUGUUGCACAUUUGUUAUUCAAAGCAGUAAAAAAGGUGCUAUAGGCCAAUAAGCUGGAUAUCACUUUAUAUGUGGAGAGGAGAUUCCCCGUGGUUGUUUUAAAAGUCUCUAGAAAAUGGGCAUUUACCUGAGAAGUGAUUGUUUUGUCACCACGUUUGUUGCAUUGUCUGUGUCGUCUGUUCCAACGGCUAGAGCUCCUCCUCCUGUCCUUGCCCGGCCACACUACACGCAGCUCGACCAGAUUUUUUCAGCUUCUCUUCAGAGUCGCUGGAAAAAAUCUGCGUCCAUCGGACUAAAACCUCCAUGAAACCUCAAGACAGAUACUUGAAGUUAUUUAAACCUUUUGCAGAAUCUUUGUGUUCUGUCUUGCUCUAGCCUUGCCAGUUACAUUGUACAUAACAAAUAUAUUAUCAUUAUGCUAACUGGUUGUUUGUGCUAGGCUAUAUGUAGCUUUUACCAUUUCUGAGUUAUUGCUAUCUGUAAAUAAGCCUGUUUGUAAAUACUCCUCAGAGAAACAAAGAAAAAACACAAUGUAUGACAUGCCUUGGUUAUUGUGUUAUGUUUUUUCUUUUUUUUUUAUAAGUCUU